Messenger RNA from Callithrix jacchus (white-tufted-ear marmoset), 8445 nucleotides. RefSeq names its product potassium two pore domain channel subfamily K member 16 (gene KCNK16). Gene Ontology annotation, biological process: potassium ion transmembrane transport; stabilization of membrane potential. Gene Ontology annotation, molecular function: outward rectifier potassium channel activity; potassium ion leak channel activity. The record is from RefSeq and is a predicted model, not a curated record. Gene Ontology annotation, cellular component: plasma membrane. NCBI's taxonomy places the organism in Eukaryota, Metazoa, Chordata, Mammalia, Primates, Cebidae.
UGUGUCGGGACCCUCACAUACCAAGAGAAGCUGGCCCUGUCUCUCCUCUGGUUUCUGGGCUCACUAUCUCUCCCAGGCCCUGGGGACACUCUGCUCCUCCCUGUCUCGGUCCCCCCGCCUUCAUCCACACCCUGGCUCAUGGCAGCCUGGACUUCGUGCUGCAGCUCCAAUGCCUCUCGAAGCUCUGGGAUUUUCUUACAGUCUGAAGGGAUGAGGGGAUGUAGGGAGAUUUGUUAACAGGGGAUGUCCUGCAGAUCUUUUAACAAUACCUUUCUUUUUUCAAUUUGAGUGGUCAUCAAGAGAUGCGGGUAUGGUCUUUCACUCUUAUCAUGCUACCAAGGGCACUGGCCUAAUAUGCCAGGACAAGCUGACCACCCUUCCAUUAGGGUUCACAGAAGAGCAACUUCCCUGCAGGAAUUACCACAGUGACGCAGACAAAAGGGUGGAGAGCUAAAGUCUGUGACAGACUGUGUCAGUGUCCUGCCAGCUCCCCCAGCCCACCUUGACGUCACAUGCAGCAUUCAUAGGAAGUCUCCAUCUAUACCAGUAGCAUCCUGCCCUAAGCACUUGCAUCUUUCUACCUGCAGGGACUCUCUGGCCACAGGAGUGCUCUCACCCCACAGGCAGGGCAGGUUGGUGACACAGAAGCUAACCACCCCUGGAGCAAUCCUCAACUAAGGAGAGACAAGAGUUGGUAGAUAAAUACCACAGCUUCCUAGCCACUCUGUGAGACAACUCUACAGCAUUCUGCACAGUCUCCCAGAGGUCCCCAGUGGGAGGGGGGCCCAGUUGCCCACAACAGUCACCUGUGCAAAAACACGCCCUGAAUUGACUGCCUUCCAUUCCGCACUCCCCUGUUCGUGCGUCCUGGGAUCAGGUCCCAGAUGAACUGUGCACACCUGCAUUGUGUCUCGGGACCUGCUCUGAGGGAAGUCCAACUUAGACAAGGGCAUCCAUCUUGGGCAAGGGCUCUUGUAAUCAAGCUCUUUGGGUUGGAGGAAAUGGGAGCACUCUGCCCCCACUUCAACCAGAGCCUCACACUUAACUAUGCUUCAGACUGGGGCUCUGGGAAUGAUCUCACCUGCAAGAGGAAUCCUGAUCCUUAAAAAAAAGAAAGAGGCAAUUUCUGAACAAAAUUAGUACCAGGUGUGUUUGUUUGUCUGUUUCAAGACUUUUCCUUGAAUCACUCUUCAGCUUUCCCUGACCUGUCCACUGGUCACAGCACGAGCUGGCCCACCUCUGAGAUCAUACUUUCUGGUCACGAGGGCAGACAAAGACUCAUACAAACCCGCAUCACUGCCGCCUCCACAUAGGAUGCUUGGGGAGACUCCAGGAACCCAGGCUCCCCCAUCCAAAGCUUGUGGCUCCAGUCACGUGGUGCAAACUAUUUGGGGGCCAUAGUUAGGGAGGUGGAAUCUAAAACCAGUGCUCUCUCUCUCCCCACUUGCCCUUUCCACUACAAGGCAUGCACCUGGAGCAGGUGGGCCUUAUCCUCUGCAUUCUGGUUUGGAAAGUGUCUUUUAUCACCCAUAUGGAUAUGUGUCUAUUGAAGGGCUCCAUAGUGAAUACCUAUGUUGGAUGGUGGGAUGGGCAGCCUGUCCUUUCCUUAUCUCGGGGUUCAUUCAGAUGGAAAGAGACUCGUGCCCAGCUGCUCUGUUGACUCUGCAUUCUCUGCCCAUUGUACACUGAAUCGAUUGGACAGGUGUUGGGGGGAGGUGUUGUUUUUCUUCUUUUUCCCCAAUCUCCUUAUUAGUUCAGCCUCAGAAAGUCCCUUAUCACCUCCGGAUGUCAGACCACACUCUGCCAUCAGGGCUGGCCAUAUCAGACUCUCCAUUAAUUGAUUUUGCCCUCCCCCUUGGGAAGCAUAAAUUGGCUCUGCUCAUUAGCAACAAUAAUUCCCUGAAAGAGAUUGUAAAUUAUGCCUUGUGUCCACUCAGAGCUCACAGCAGAGUGGUGCCCACAUUGGGAGAUGUUGGACUGGGAGGUCUCCGCAGCCCUGCAGUUUUUCUCCUCAACUUGACCAAGUGCUGACCUCACAAGACCACAGUGGACUAGGAAGAGUAGCUUAAACAGGACCUGGCACAGGGAGGGCGCUCAGUCAGUGUGUGAAGAACGAGUCAAGGCAGGACGUGAGGGAGGCAGGAUGGGGACUUCCUCUCUGGUGCAGAGAGCUUUGUGGGCCUCUUGAGCUGAGCUCUCCCCCAGAGUCUACCAUUACGUUGCCCUUUCUGUGGCUUUUGUAGCCCUGGGGUUUUCAGAAGUCCCCCACUAAACUGAACAUGCUUCUGAGAAAGACUCUAUCCUACAUCUCAGCCAGGUGAUGUCUUCUUGGGCUCUGGAUUGUUUGUGAAAAACUGAUGUAAGAGGGAGAUGUGAGGGUGUGACCAGAAGAGAGUAGAGAGGCAGCAGUAAAGAGAAAGAGCCAGGAAAGGCAGGAGGAAGCUGCACUGGCUAACUUUGCCAGAACAUGGUAGAUUCUCAACAGAUAGUCCCAGCACACAGUAGGUUCCCAACAGAUAAUUCGUAAAUGAAUGGAGUGUCAGCCCACAGUGAGCCUGUACCACUUCCUGCCCAGGACCUGAGGGAGGAAGGGCACCCUGAUGGCUGAUUUAGCCCUUCUUCCGUGCAGAUAGUCCGUUCUCUUGUCCUUCAUUUCCAUCCCUCUUAAAACAAUCAUCAUUACUUGUGGGCUGUGUCCAGACUGACUGAAGACACUCAGUGCUACAGAGCUGCUCAGUCCUGCCUGAGACCCUGUAGACAUCCAUGGAUGAGCUUUCUAAAUGAUACACGACAGAGCUCUCCAUGUAUUGAGCUACUCCAGGGCAAUCAAAUAGAGUUUGACUCUCAUACUGCCUUUCAGAUAUAAUUCUAACUCUUGCCUAAGGCAGGAGCUGGUGCAUCUGUGGUAGAGAGGAGUGCCAGCACUCUGUUGCCCUGUCUGAUUCCAGAUGCUUUCUUCUCCCUCCAAGAUAAGCCCACAUCCCAACAAGGUGCUGUCUGAGAAAGCUCUAGGACCAGUUGAGGUGGGGUUUGCACAGAACCACUUCAGAGACCCCCAGAGGGCCUCAGAGGAAUCCAGAAGCAGCAGAAUUCCAGAGAAGAUGGGCUCCAUCGCAGCACCCCCAGACAGGGCUGUGCCUAAGUGCCUAAGCCACAGGGCAGACGGAAGGCUGCAGGCUUGUUACUGCCUCGGGACAUUCUUAAUGAACAGCCCAUACAGUGCCGGCUCCACCUCCCCUCACUUCGAUUUGUUAGGUUUUUAGCAGAACCCUGUGUUACUACCAGUCUCUUGAUCAUCCACAUACCUGAAAAUAAUAAAUUUCUCCCCCUCGUUUUAUCUUCUGCAAGGCCUCUCUCUCUCUCUCUCUCUCUCUCUCUCUCUCUCUCUCUCUCUCUCUCUCUCUCUCUCUCUCUCUCUCUCUCUCUCCCCGCCUCUCUCUCUCUCUCCCUCUCUUUUGUUCUCUCCUCCUUAUUACAAAAACAACUGUGGCUUGUCCUGGACAGUCAGGCCACUGUAUCUGCCACAGCAGAUACGAUCGUGGCUACACGUGUGAUGCCCCUGUCCCCUAGGCUGGGGCAGGUCAGCUGAGGGAGGCACUUGACCCAAGGACAGGCCAUCCUCAGCCCACCAGGCACCUGUAGAGUAGCCACCAUGAAAAGGCACUCCUGGGCACUUAGCCCCUCCAUAAAGGAUUUAAGUCAAGAAAUACCAAGAGAAAGAAGCAGAGGACAACGGAGCACAUCUGACCGGAUUCCAGGAGGGGAGCCCCAAGGCAGAGAAACGGCAGACAGGAAGCACCUGGGGUGAGUGGCGAGCGGUCGAGGCAGGCUGCUGGUAAAAAGCUAGAAGGCUCCGGAACCCUGGCUGCUCCCCGGUUCCCACAGCACAGUCUAAUUACCAGAAAUACCCGGAGUGUGUUCUGAUGCCUUCCAACUCCAAUAAGCCUUGAAUAGUUUUUGAAAAAGAACUCAGGCGGGACUCAGUGGCUUAUGCCUGUAAUCCUAGCAUUUUGGGAAGCCAAGAUCGCCUGAACUCAGGAGUUCAAGACCACCCUGGGAAACAUGGUGAAACCCUGUCUCUACUUAAAUACAAAAAAUUAUCCGGGUGUGGUGGUGCACGCCUGUAAUCCCAGCUACUAGGGAGGAUGAGGCAGGAGAAUUGCUUGAGCCCUGGGAGGCAGAGGUUGCAGUGAGCUGAGAUUGCACCACUGCCCUCCAGCCUGGGUGGCAGAGUAAGACUCCGUCUCAAAAAACUAAAAUUUAAAAAAAAAUUCAUAAUAACAAUUGGGAAGUAACAGAAUACCUAAUAGUGGCUGAAACAAAUAAGGUUUAUGUUUCUAACAUAAAAAGAUCUCUAGACAGAGGUGUGCCAGGGAACUGACCUCUCCCUCAGGGACACAAGAAGGCUCAGCAGGUCCAGAUAGAAAGAGGGAGAAAUGUGGGGCCAGCUGCAGAUGAAUCCGUUGUCAAGAGACAACAAUUUUACCCAAACCUCCACAGCCCACUCUGCCCACUCUGCCCAAUCAUGGCUGGACCUAGGUCAUGCAGCCACCUCCAACUGCAAGGGAGCCUGGGAAAUGGGGUGCAGGGGACGCACUGACCUCAGGUCUUCUCCCCAGGCUUUGAUGUGUCUUUCUUCCAGUGGCCUAGAUUGCACCUGGGACUCUCCUUCAGUGGACUCUCCACAGCCUCCUGGAGCCAUCUUGCCUGAGAAAUGCACGAGUGACUGACUAAUGUGGGGCUAGGAAAGCCCAGCUCCCCUGCUGGGACUCGCUGUGGUUUACUUCACCUGCUGGAGCUCCCAGGAACCAGGCUGAGGCUGGGACUGUGGUGCCUUGUUGGGCUUUCUCCUCGCCCUGACCCUCUUGCACCACUGUGGGUCUGCACUGACUUCACUGCUCUAGGGGCAGAAACAGAGGGGAGGAAGAUUAGCACAAUGAGCUACCCCAAUUAUGUUCCAUUGCCUGGGGUUGACACUUACAAAGCUGGGGUUCUGCUAGCUGGGAAGGAGGGAAAGGAUACUCAGCAAGCAACUCACAGUGUCUGCAGCCACAGCUCAUUAAAGGAAACAGCAGAAAACACAGCAGAGAAAUCGGAAUCCUCGCCUUGUGCUAGUGGGAAUAUAAAAUGAUUCAGCCACUUUGGAAAAUAGGCUGGCAGUUCCUCAAAAAGUUCAAUACAGAGUGGCCAGAUAGUACAGAAAUUCCACUCCUAGGUAUGUACCUGUGAGUAAUGCAAACACGUCCACAAAAAAAAAACUCAUACACGGAGGUUCAUAGCUGCUUUAUUCCUAAUAGAAGGAAACAGAGACAACCCAAAUGUCCAUCAACUGGAAAUCAAAUGGAUAAACAAAUGUGUUAUAGACACACGACAAAAUAUUAUGCAGCCAGAAAGAAGGAUGAAGUAUCAUUAUAUGUUGCAACAAGGCUGAACCUUGAAGACUUUAAAUAUACUAAAAACCACUGAAGUGCAUAGUUUAAAUGUGUGGAUGAUAUGGCAUGUGAAAUAUAUCUCAAUAAAGCUGCUAUACGUGUAUGUGAACAAGCAUGUGCACACACACAUGCAAAGAGAAAGGAAAGCACCCUCAAUUUCACCCACUCACAGCUGCUGUUACCAUCCUAGGAUCAGGAUAUACUUUAAGUUUCUUUUCAAUUCACAUGGAUAUUUCACCGACAAAUCCUCUGAAAAUAACCCACUAGAGAGCUUCGUUCAAGACAAAUUAGCAAAAGCUAUAAAGCCGUUGUGUCCAAUUUGUCAGCAGAAUCAACCCUGACACUCUUACCAUCAGGCUGAGCGAGACAAUCAGCUAUUUACUUUGCCCUGAUUUGUCACUCAGUUACUCAUCCUGAGGUUCCCCCAAUAGGCAGGUCAAUUCUCCUGCCCCAUUUCGUAGCCAAGGCAACUGAGUAGAAAGUUUAUUCACACCCAUUCUGAUCUCUUCCCAGCUCCUAAGCUGGGGGCUUGCAGCCUUCAAGGGUGAAGAUGCUGGGGGCUGCCAAGAGAGCCCACUGGGGCCUGUACAGAGUAAGCACACCUAUCCGAUUUAGCCCGGAAACAUCCAUCCAACUUGAAGCCAGACGGAGAGACCUGAAGCACUCAGGAAGACCUGUCAGCCCCACGGCCCUGGCAGGGUCCUGGCCACACCAUGCCUGGUGCUUGGCUCUGCAGCUGCUGGGGUGGCCGGGUGCUGCCACUGCUGUUGGCCUACGUCUGCUAUCUGCUGCUUGGUGCCACCAUCUUCCAGCUGCUGGAGAAGCAGGCGGAGGCUCAGUCCAGGAAUGAGUUUCAGCUGGAGAAGCUGCGCUUCCUGGAGAACUACACCUGCCUGGACCAGUGGGCCCUGGAGCAGUUUGUGCAGGUCAUCAUGGAAGCCUGGGUGAAAGGUGUGAACCCUAAAGGCAACUCCACCAACCCCAGCAACUGGGACUUUGGCAGCAGUUUCUUCUUCGCAGGCACAGUCGUCACCACCAUAGGAUAUGGGAACCUGGCACCCAGCACAGAAGCAGGUCAGGUCUUCUGUGUCUUCUAUGCCCUGCUGGGCAUCCCACUCAACGUGAUCUUCCUCAACAACCUGGGCACAGGGCUGCGUGCCCACCUGGCCACCAUUGAGAGAUGGGAGGACCAGCCCAGGCGCUCCCAGCUCCUGCGAGUCCUGGGCCUGGCUCUGUUCCUGACCCUGGGGACGCUGGUCAUUCUUAUCUUCCCGCCCAUGGUAUUCAGCCAUGUGGAGGGCUGGAGCUUCGGCGAGGGCUUCUACUUUGCUUUCAUCACUCUCAGCACCAUCGGCUUCGGGGACUACGUUGUUGGCACAGACCCCAGCAAGCAUUAUAUCUCAGUGUACCGGAGCCUGGCAGCCAUCUGGAUCCUCCUGGGCCUGGCAUGGCUGGCGCUGAUCCUCCCACUGGGCCCCCUGCUUCUGCACAGGUGCUGCCAGCUCUGGCUGCUCAGUAGGGGACUCGGCGUCAAGGACGGGGCAGCCCCUGACUCCAGUGGACUCCCCAGACCUCAGAAGAUCCCUAUUUCUUCAUGAGGCCCCUGGUGGCCCCAGAAACCCCUUAAUCCUCCCCAGUCCCACCUUAUCUGCUCUCUGGAUUUCCAGCUCUGUCUCCUCCUCUUCUAACCCCCUCACUUCUCAGCCAGAACUGGUUACAGGAGUUCUCCCAAGAGAUAAUGGAGAAGGUAUGUCCAAGAAAAUAACAGAGAGGAGAUGUGAGAUAGGAUUAAAAACAUGUAUGGAUAGAGAGGUGCACCCUUGUCCCAGAGCCCCUGCCACAGCCUUCUACCCAAAGGUAGCUUGGAGGAGUGGCCAGAUCUUCACUGCCCUCCCCUUCCGUGAGACCUUACACAAACAAAGGAUGACUUCACUUUUGCCUCAUUUGAUGCCUAUACAGUGCAUUUGCCAAGUCCCUACUAUGUGCCAGGUGCUGUGCCAGGGUCUGGGGAUACAGCAGUGGAAGUGCCUGCCCUUGAUGUGCCUUUAGGUGCUAGACAAGCAAAGAGGCAGCGCCAACACAGUACCCAAAAUGCUAUGAUGGGAGCAGCCCCACGGUUGAUGAGAGCCCAUGGGAUUGGCUGGCACUCAAAGCUCUCCAGCUCCCCUUGCCUAGAGGUCCAGGGCUGUCCUUGAACAAGGCUUAGGACCUCUUGGGUGUCCCACCCACUUUCCCAGAUAUGGCCUCCCCUGAGCCUCACAGGCCACCCCCGACCCUCACAGGCCACCCACUUAACUUCAUCCCUCCCUUUGGGCUCCUGCCUUCUCAAGGGCCUUUGCAAAUACCCCCUGGGAAGCCAGAGAGCCAGCAAAGACCAGAAUCCUUCCAGAAAGUGAGCUCAAUGAACAUCUGGCCUCUCUCAGGAAUGCAUCCUCCAGGUCUGGCCUUUCCCCUGCCAGAUUGCAACGUCCCUGACCAAAAGGAGAGAUUUAGACCAAUCCAUCCCGAGGCCUGGAAACUUUGGCCUCUGCCUUUCCCACUACCCAACAGUAAGUGGGCUCCUACAUGGCUGGGUUCCUCUGCACAGGACUGAGGCAAGGCUGUGGAGCCAAGGAGGCUCCAGGCAGGAGACCCAGGGGAGGAUCUAUAGCAGCAAGAGGAGUCCAAGUCACACCCCAGAACUUCGCCACAUCCAAGAGAGAACUGGGAAGCUGAGGACCCAUGGACUCUUCACACAGCCUGGACCUUCCUCCACACCGGGUAGAGGGGUUUGGGGGCCUUCUCAGAAGCAAGGAGUGGACAAGCCUCUUGGUCAAGGCUCCUCUUGCCUCCCAAGCUCAUGGACAAGUGGCAGUCAGCUGGGGCCCCUCUUUUUGGGUACAAAGGAAAGGACAGAGGUGUGGGACACCCAAGGAGGUCUUGAGAUUGACAGACAGCAAGUCCUUGGAGAUAGCCCCCAGACCCAGAACUUAGGCAGGGGCCCCAAGACAAUAAAGUUGGUCUCUACUAUCUC